AUGGAUCCUUUCCUCGCAAAAGUUGAAGCGCUUGAAUGGGAUCUCUUGUCGAAUAAAGCAGUCAGUGGGAAACAAACAACAGCCAUAUUAGUAUCAAAUGUAGUCAACGGACAAUAUAAGCGGGUUCUCACUUCUAAUGAAGUUAGACACUUCUUAGGAACCGAUAUCUCGGAGGACUCUUCUGCAGAAAAGAAUCUAGCUGACACACUUGAUCUACGUAAAUAUAUAUCAAAUAGAAUGGAACUUUAUCUCGGAAACUCGCCAGAAUUUCAAAGAGAAAAUCAACUGCUUCGUCAGCUACGAGUGCUAUGCGUUGCUGCCGCUUGCUUGAAUGCUUUUGUGCAAGCAGCAUGGACUGGCCCAGCCUUUGACUUGAUGCCUGAGGACCUCCUUCCCAGAAUCGUUAGGUCAGUAGGGGAUGAACUGAAAGCAAAAGUAUUAAAGGAAUUGUCGGUUGAUGGUGAGAAUGUUUAUCACUUAACACCAUCUGCGUUGUUUUUGCUGAUAGCAAGAUGUAUCUUAGUGGACAAUUUGGACCGUCUAAAUGGGUUGAAAACAACGCAAUGGUGGGGACAAAGAGCAUUAUUUGUGCAACAAAGGUUACUCGAUAAUCCUGCUGGAUCGUUACAUGGCCUUAUGUUUGACUAUUUUACAUCAAUCGAAUCAAAGCUCCCGCCAUUUACUCCGGAUACAAGCGAAAUUCACGUUCAUUUUAAUUUGGAAUAUGGACUUUUACAUCAUUAUUAUCAGAAAGAUACGUUAGCAAUAGCAAGAUUUUUAAAGGCUCAGGAAUAUAGCGGCUUAAAAUGGAAACUUACGGGCGCUCUCGGAAAGCGCACCAAGUUUCAAACUUUUGAUGUAUCUCAGCUCCUUCUUGUCGCUAAUAGUAUCGAUGUCGAAAACAGGGGACAACAGGUGGACUCAAAGUCUGCCAUGCCUAACGACGUUUCUCUAAACGAUGACACUCUUUUGGAAAAUAUCGAAUUAACAAAAACCAAUGAUAAUCAAAGAGAUGAAACAGAGAUAGAUCUUGAGAAUCAAGGCAGCCUCAAAACAAUCGAUCAGUGUCUUCUCUUGGCGUUUUGUCUCAAUGUUAAAAACACGAAUCCUGCCCAUGGCAUCACCAAUGAGCAAAUGGAACCGUACGUAGCCCGUGUUUUGGAGAAUCCCAAUAAUUGGAUGGUUCAUACAAUGGGUCUUCUUCUCCGAUCUCGCCUGGAGAAAGAAAAGACGCGUACUGUUGAGCGAUCUGCUCUUCAACUCCAAGCAUUAGUUGAUCAAUUUUCCAUUGAAAUGUCCAGUGCUCAGGAGCGUAUCCAGUAUUUUUAUGUGAUGUUAUUACCAUCGAAAUGGGAAAUGGAAAGGGAACUCGCCGAGAGAUUUAUUUCACUUGGAGUUAUACGUUCGGCACUACAAAUAUUCGAGCGACUAGAAAUGUGGGAAGACAUAAUAACUUGUUAUAUAAUGCUUGAGAAACACAAGACAGCCACCGAAAUUAUUAUCGAUCGAUUGAACAUGACGCCAGAUUCUCCUAUACUUUACUGCUUGCUUGGUGACGUGGAACAAAAUCCUAUAAACUGGGAGCGCGCCUGGGAAUUAUCCGGACAUAAAUUUGCACGAGCUAUGCGAUCUCUUGGCGGAUAUUGGUUCAAAAAGGAGGAAUAUUCCAAGUGUGUUGAGUGCUAUAAAGAAGCGCUAAAAAUCAAUCCUUUGUCUGACAAGUCUUGGUUUAUUCAAGGUUGCGCGGCCAUGCGCAUCAGCGACUGGGUUACGGCAGCAGAGUCGUUUGUACGCGCUAUUUCCAUUGAUCCUGAAAACGGUGAAGCAUGGAACAAUCUCGGAUCGGUACUCAUUAAACAAAAUCGUAAGAGAGAAGCAUUCAAUGCGCUGCAGCAGGGUCUUAAACAAAGAUACGACAGUUGGAAGAUGUGGACCAAUUACAUGUACGUGGCAAUCGAUAUAAGAGACUUUGCUGAAGCCAUUCGCGCUAUGCAAAGAGUAGUCGAGCUACAAUGGGAAAAGAUAGGAGAUCACAGUGUUGAUUUAGAAGUGUUGGAGAUCAUAGUGAAUUCUGUCACGCGUGGAGUCAAAGAUGCAGAUAAUGAAGAUACAUCAAGGCUAGCUCCUAAACUCGAACAUUUAUUGAGUGACACUAUCACGGCUCAUAUGACAUCUAAUCCCAAAAUAUGGGCGCUGUGUGGCAAAUUUUGGUUUUGGCAAAAAGUUUAUGACAAAGCACUCGAAGCACAUCUCAAAGCAUGGAGAGCAGUUUCCAAAAAUGAGAAACUGACAUAUUCAGUUCUAACGUUCAAUGAAGUUGCUCGCGUUGCCCUUGAUUUGGCAGAAAUGUAUCAGAAUGUUGGUCCCUUGAUUUAUGAAAAAGAAAUAGAAGAGGAAUUGGAAGAUGGAAGAACGCGGGUUAUCAGAGUUGAAGAGAUUGUGUGUAAGGAUUGGUUACGUCAGGCUACAAAAGUAUUGAGCGGAUUGAUCAAAACUACUGAGGAUUAUUUUGAGGGAACUGAAAUGCAUGAUAAGUUAUUGAAUACCUUGAAAGAUCUUAAUCAACUAAAAGAAGAAUAA
Messenger RNA from Paraglomus brasilianum, 2580 nucleotides. The record is from the annotation of a GenBank genome assembly. NCBI's taxonomy places the organism in Eukaryota, Fungi, Glomeromycota, Glomeromycetes, Paraglomerales, Paraglomeraceae.